ACCAAGGACAAGGAGAAAAUGCCACGCAAGAUUGAAGGUUUCUUCUUGUUACUUCUUUUUGGCUAUGAAGCCACAUUGGGAUUGUCAUCGACAGAGGAUGAGGGUGAGGACCCCUGGUACCAGAAGGCAUGCAAGUGUGAUUGCCAGGUAGGAGCCAAUGCUCUGUGGUCUGCUGGAGCUACCUCCUUAGACUGUAUUCCAGAAUGCCCAUAUCACAAGCCCCUGGGUUUCGAGUCAGGGGAGGUCAUGCCAGAUCAGAUCACUUGCUCCAACCCAGAGCAGUAUGUGGGCUGGUAUUCUUCAUGGACAGCAAACAAGGCCAGACUCAACAGUCAAGGUUUUGGGUGUGCUUGGCUUUCCAAGUAUCAGGACAGCAGCCAGUGGUUACAGAUAGAUUUGAAGGAGAUCAAGGUGAUUUCGGGAAUCCUUACCCAAGGACGCUGUGACAUAGACGAGUGGGUGACCAAGUACAGUGUGCAGUAUAGGACUGAUGAGCGCCUGAACUGGAUCUACUAUAAGGAUCAGACCGGAAACAAUCGGGUCUUCUAUGGAAACUCAGACCGGAGUUCUACAGUUCAGAACUUACUCAGGCCCCCCAUCAUUUCCCGCUUCAUCCGACUGAUCCCUCUAGGCUGGCAUGUCCGAAUUGCCAUCCGGAUGGAGCUGCUUGAGUGUGCCAGCAAGUGUGCCUGAUGUCUAUUUCAGAGCUUUGGGGGAAGGGCACCCUGAAAUACCACUGGGAU
This is a messenger RNA of Mus caroli (Ryukyu mouse), 743 nucleotides long. The record is from RefSeq and is a predicted model, not a curated record. Lineage: Eukaryota; Metazoa; Chordata; Mammalia; Rodentia; Muridae.